CACUCGAUCGAUAGUAAUGUUAAACGUGAAACGAAACGUACUCACUAUUUGACAAGUUGACAGUGACAGUUGACGGUUCAGAAAUUUUCUUUCAGUGAUUUUUCGGAAAAUGCACGGGAGUGCUGCUUGUUUUGUAUCUUUUUUUGUAUUUAAACCAAAUUUUAAGUGAAAUCUGCGGCCAUGGAGGCGGUCAGCAUCUCGGAGAAGCAGGCCGCGGAGGCUGCAGAGGUCGAUCUGGAGGAACAGGUGAAGCGCACAGAUGAGCAGCUGGACAUGAUGUCGUGGAAGAUGGACAAUGUGGAGAAGCAGCUGGAGGUGCCCGGCGCACCCGAGGAGGCCGUCAUACACCUCAUGAAGUCAGUCACUGAGGUGCGCCAGGACUACCACCAGCUGCGCCGCGAGCUGGUCGAGGUCCAGGCUCUACAGCGGGAGCUCUCCGGCCGGCUGAGGACCCAACUACGCCUGGUCCACACGAAGUUCGCACGCCUCCGCCAACGCCUGGUCGAGGCCACGCCGCCGCACUGAGCGACAUCUAGCGGCCAGUAGCGGCACUUUUUAAUUGGGUCAGUUGCUGUAGUGUAGCUCUAUCUAGU
Messenger RNA from Plutella xylostella (diamondback moth), 593 nucleotides. RefSeq lists its product as uncharacterized. Lineage: Eukaryota; Metazoa; Arthropoda; Insecta; Lepidoptera; Plutellidae. The record is from RefSeq and is a predicted model, not a curated record.